Molecule: messenger RNA, 2025 nt
Organism: Anopheles coustani
Lineage: Eukaryota; Metazoa; Arthropoda; Insecta; Diptera; Culicidae
Product: ETV5-related protein Ets96B-like
Exons: 5
Coding region: 1-2025 (674 amino acids)
Biological process (GO): regulation of transcription by RNA polymerase II; cell differentiation
Cellular component (GO): nucleus
Molecular function (GO): DNA-binding transcription factor activity, RNA polymerase II-specific; sequence-specific DNA binding
Source: RefSeq, a predicted model, not a curated record
AUGAACACUCUGGCACAAAGUAUCAGUCCGAUACAAUCGUCUCUGGGGCGCUUGCAGGACCUCGACUCCGCCGGCCCGUCCAUCAAGCAAUGCACGACCUCGGCAUCCGCCCCCUCCUCGUCCUCCUCCUCCUCCUCUUCCUCCACGACCACGGCGGCCGCACUGAUUCUCUCUGUCAGCGGGGGUGACAUCCGUACAAACGGCACGACCCUCGUCGUCGGCGCGACCACCGUCGAGGCGACGCAGCACCCGAACGACUUCCUGUCGACAUCCCUGUCAUCGCCGGCCGCAUCCUCGGUGGCCGCCAAUUAUCUCCUCCACCAGCACCACCUCCAACAGCACCAUCACGAACAGCAGCAGCAGCAUCAGCAUCAGCAUCAGCAGCACCAGCAUCAGCAGCACCAACACCAGCAGCUCGCCCAGGACACCCGGCCGUCCGCAGGGAACGAAGGGCCCAACGAAGGAUCGACCCCCGGGGGUGCCUCGGCUAGUGGCGACGGCUCCAGUGGGUCCUCCUCGAACGGAAAGCAACACCAACGCAGCAGCAACAACACUGGCAACACAGCGGCGAUCGUUUCGUCCUCACCCGAACCGACCUCCAUCGUGGCGCCCAUCGCCAACACGUCCCUGGCCCACGUCAACCCUUUCCACGGUGGAAACAGCGCGGCCACGGCCCUCACGAACGACUUUUACCCGGAGUAUCGGAUCAGCUCGGAGUAUCGGCUCAACUCGCACCACCACCAUCACCACCAUCAUCACCACCCCCACCACCACCACCACCAUCAUCCGCACCAUCACGGACCGCAUCAUCCCCGGGACCUUUGGACGGCGGCGGCGGCGGUCGCUUCGCACGACGGUAUCCUGGACGAAGGCUGCGAUAGCUACAGCCUGCGCCAUGGCCACGGUACGAAAAACAUACGCAACGAACGUUCAGCGUUUUUCGAUUUCGCGACAGCCCCGACCACCGCACAUCCGGCCGCCGCUGCCGCCGCCUACUGCUACCGGCUUUCCACGCCUCCCCAGCUGGUGAAGCGCGAGCCGAGCGACGUAUCGACAGCCGCCUGGCAUUCCUACUCGGAGCGCAUGUUCUCCGAUCCACUGUACACCUCGCUCAAGCUGCAAACCCAGCAAUCGUCCCCGCCGCAGCUGGUUCCACAGCAUUCCAGCAUAUUCCCCGACUCGACGUCUCACCUGGCGUCUGCCGCGGCGGCAGUGGCAGCGGCUUCCCUCGAGCAUCAACAUUCUCUUCUUGUCGCAGGCCACGGAGGACAAAGCCAGCAACCGUCGAACAGCGAUGGUUCGCAGGCGACCGAAACAUCGUUCCUCCAUCAGAGCACCGCCGGUUACUCCUACCGCCAGACGGCGGACAUUGUGACCUCCAGUGAAUCCGAUUACUGUACGGCCGUAAAUGGAUCAUCCGGUGCGAUCGCCAACAUUGCUACGACGACAAACCCUUCCCCACUGAGUACCCUUCAGAGUGGAGGCAACGGUGGUCCGCUUCAUCAGCGUAGGGGAUCCCUUCAACUGUGGCAGUUCCUGGUGGCCCUGCUGGACGAACCUACGUCCAGUGCAGGCUGCAUUGCCUGGACGGGGCGAGGUAUGGAGUUCAAGCUGGUUGAACCGGAAGAAGUCGCUCGCCGCUGGGGCAUCCAGAAGAACCGACCGGCCAUGAACUACGAUAAGCUUUCCCGGAGCCUUCGGUAUUACUACGAAAAAGGCAUCAUGCAGAAGGUUGCUGGCGAGCGGUACGUAUACAAGUUCGUGUGCGAUCCGGAGGCUCUUUUCAAUAUGGCAUACGGUACGACCGGCAAUCAGAGCAACCAGUCGUGUACCGGCGGAACAGGUAUGGAAGGCGCAUUGCCCCACGGUAGCCAUCACGGACCUGGUGGAACAUCGUCUUCCUCCCCAAACUGCCACAAUCCGUCCACGAUUGGUGGUCAACUCGUUGGAGGUGAUGGCACGGACGAUGUCGAGCGAAACCAUUACUUUAACGGAAGCUCCUCAUCGUACAACCACGGAACCUGA